This is a messenger RNA of Serpula lacrymans var. lacrymans S7.9, 318 nucleotides long. RefSeq lists its product as uncharacterized. The transcript has a single exon. NCBI's taxonomy places the organism in Eukaryota, Fungi, Basidiomycota, Agaricomycetes, Boletales, Serpulaceae. The annotation marks the transcript as partial. The record is from RefSeq and is a predicted model, not a curated record.
CUUGUAUUUACCUUGUCAAGUGGUUUCAAUGUCACCAUUUUGUCUCAUUUCAUAUCCUUUAUGCAUGACGACACUCUUCUGUUUACUGCAACCAUCAAUGACAACAAUGCAGCACUCCUUGAUGGAUCUACUGCUGCUUGCAUUGAAUUGGGACAUUUUACUGCAACUAUACCACUUGAUUUGAUGCUUUGGCAUUGCAGAUUGGCUCACCACCAUCAUGCUGAUAUGAAGAGACUGAUAAAGAGAGAUCUGGUUACUGGGCUAACAUUGGAAUGCAAGGCUUCUCCUGGUUCUGUCUGUGAACCGUGCUUGUCUUGA